AUGGCCUUUCCUGAGGGCCUUACCAGUCCAGAAAUGGAGAUCUCGGAAGGAGGAGUCAUUCUCGAUAACAGAACCCGCUUUGCCGAUUUGAAAACCAUGUUGGACAGCAGCAAAGAUAAUCUGAAAGUGGACGCGAUGAAACGUAUCAUUAAUUUAAUUGCAAAGGGUAAAGACGUCAGUGAGCUUUUUCCAGCUGUCGUCAAGAACGUUGCGGCCAAGAAUGUGGAGUUGAAAAAGCUCGUCUAUGUUUAUCUUGUACGUUAUGCAGAAGAACAACAGGAUCUGGCUCUAUUGUCAAUAAGCACGUUCCAAAGAGCUCUAAAGGAUCCCAAUCAGUUGAUAAGGGCUAGCGCUCUUCGUGUGUUGUCGUCUAUCAGAGUCGGUAUGAUAGCUCCCAUAAUGCUGCUGGCCAUCAAGGAUUCUGUUCGAGAUAUGAGCCCAUACGUUAGAAAGGUCGCAGCUCAUGCCAUACCCAAGCUGUACUCUUUGGAUCCUGAGUUGGAAACGGAGCUGGUUGAUUGUAUUGAUUUUCUUCUGGCGGACAGACGUAGUCUUGUUUUGGGUAGUGCAGUUUACGCUUUUGAAGAGAUCUGUCCCAAUCGUUUGGAUCUCCUUCAUAAGCACUUUCGAGCUCUGUGUCGUGCUCUAGCAGACGUCGAUGAGUGGGGCCAGGUCAUGAUGAUAAAUCUUCUGACUAGAUACGCACGCUCGGAGCUGGCUGAUCCUGAACUUCUGCCACAACCAGAUGUAGAUCUCACUCUGCUGCUCAACUCGGCUCGUCCUCUUUUACAGUCACGGAACUGCAGCGUCGUAAUGGCAGUCACUCAGUUGUUCUACUACACCGCUCCGAAAGCACAGCUUUCUCAGGUCGCUCGUGCGUUGGUGCGCCUCCUACGUGGACCGCGUGAAGUGCAGUAUGUUGUUCUUCUGAACAUUGCGACGAUCUGUGAGCGCAAUCCGGUACUUCCUGGAACCUAUGCCAUAUCAAAAAAUAUGUUCGACCCAUUCUUGAAGUCCUUCUUUGUACGAUCAUCGGAUCCGUCCUUCGUCAAAGAGCUGAAGUUGCAUAUUUUGACGAGUCUGGUUUCAGAAGCGAAUGUUCAUGUCAUUUUGAGGGAGCUACAGACAUACGUGAGCUCGAGCGACUUGGCUGGGGCUGCUAUUGAAGCAAUCGGAAGAUGUGCUGUUCGAGUCAAGGCAGUAAGUGAGCAGUGCCUGGCCGGACUUGUUCCAACUGAUCGCUUCUCCUAA
Messenger RNA from Ostertagia ostertagi, 1251 nucleotides. The record is from the annotation of a GenBank genome assembly. Lineage: Eukaryota; Metazoa; Nematoda; Chromadorea; Rhabditida; Trichostrongylidae.